UUACGUACAUGUGUGACGUCAACGCGUACGACCGUUUGUCUCUCCUUUUUUGUUUUGUUAGCAUGUGGAUGCAAAACUCUUUUGUUUCGAAUUGACCUUGUCUUAUAAAUUACAUUUUGAAACUUUAUACUGUCGACGGCACCAUGAGUACUCUGUGGAUGGGAAACCUGGACUCCUAUAUGGACGAGAAGUUCAUCACCAGAGCAUUUUCCACCAUGGGUGAGCAGGCGGUCAGUGUUCGAAUUAUACGCAACAAGAUAACAGGUGUCCAAUCCUCCAGCAGUGCUCUAGGCUAUUGUUUCGUGGAGAUGGCAGAUGAGGCCACAGCUGAGAGGUGUCUUCGUAAAAUCAAUGGGAAAUCACUACCAGGAGCCAGCCCGCCUACAAGAUUCAAGUUAAAUCGAGCCACCUUUGGAAAACAAGAGACUGGUCAGAUGUAUUCUUUGUUUGUGGGCGAUCUGACUCCAGAGGUGGAUGAUGGGAUGCUGUACGAAUUCUUCUACAAUCGCUACCCUUCUUGUCGUGGAGGAAAAGUAGUGUUGGACAGCAUGGGAAACUCAAAGGGUUGCGGCUUUGUUCAAUUCCCAGAUGAGCGGUUGCAGAAGCGAGCGUUGGACGAGUGUCAGGGAGCUGUGGGACUGGGGAGUAAACCUCUGCGACUCAGCUUGGCGGCUAAUAAUUUAAGGAACAGGCCACCACAGACUGAGACCAAGACCUGGCCGUCUAGCUCCUCCUACACACCAACCUAUGAACAGUACACCCAGUAUCAACAGCAGGCCUAUCCCAACUAUUACUCCUCCUGGGGCUACGAUCAGACUGCAGCAGGGUAUAACUACACCUAUCCACAGUAUGACUACUCACAGUAUGCCCAAGCACAGGAACCAGAAGUAGUGGAGGAUGAUGGACUUGAAGAUCCAUCACCACAGCUGGAUGUGGCAGAAACUAACAGGAGGUUCAUCGAGAACAGUGAAGAACUGUAUGAUGCUCUGAUUGAGUGUCCUUGGAUAUCAGAGGCGUUCUCCUUAGAACAGGACCAAGUGGUGGCAAGCAUACCAGAACCGCUUUGCUACUAAUAGAGGAAAUUGCCACAUGUGAUUUUACUUCCAUCUGUCCACUGGAGCUUUAACAAUAUGGUCUCUUUGUAAAGAAAAAAAGAGUCAUGUUGUCGUCGUUCAGGUGACACCCGUGGGGGCAGGAGUGCUCACAAGUAGGCAAAAAAAAAAAGACUUUACAGUUGCCCCUUGUAAUUGCGGUUAAUUGGUUCAAUACUCGACAGCAAUCAGUGAAUUUUCACGAAGUAGGAUUCAGUAUUAAUAAAUAGAAUAUUUUCAGAAUUAGAAAACUUGUUUAUGACCUUCUAAAAAUGUUUUAACAUUAUUAGAGCCAUAUAGACAUGAAAUAACACCCCUAUAAUCACCACCUAAUAUCGUAGACAUGAUAAGCGACCGUAAGACACAACUUAGAUUAUGCACUACUGCAGGCUUUGUUUACACCACAUUGCGCAACUCCUAGAUGUACGCUACAGGAUCUCUGCAAGUGCAUAAGAGACGGAUGCAGCUUGAAGUAUAUAUAGCAAGCUACCAAGCUAACUAGUUAGCCUUUUAUUUAAUUAUUCUAAACUUGAGAAAGGGUUCCAAACUGAGUGGGGAAGAAGGCCAAAGUAAGAAGCCAAAAACAUACCACUUUCACACAGAAUGAGAGGGGAAGCUUUUUUCACUAUGCCAUGUUGGAUGGACUCUGUAUCCAUGCCUGACUCCAUAUGCAAUUCAAGGUAAUGUGAUGUAAUGUCUCACCAGUGUAAUAUUAGUGACGCCUAGUGUCAAGAAUACUACAUAUAACUUCUUUCAAUUUUUUUUACCAAUAAAAAGGUAAUAAUUUGCCCUAAUAAGCCAUCAGCCACGAAACAGUGAUGGUUUCUAAAUACAUUUUUGAAAAACUGCGAUAGAGUAAGAGAGCGAUGUUCAAACCACAAUGUAGCGAGGGAUGACCGUAUUUGUAUGCCGUUCACAUCCUCAAUGCUUCUGCCAGAAAAUGUCUGUCAUGUAAAAAUUAUUUCUUCCAGUGGAAACAUUUCCACAAUGUUCUUGUUAAAUCUCAUCUAGAGAUGAUCUUUCUACUUUGUGCUCUAAUAUAUACCUGCAAGUGUUGCAUUGAGUGAUGCCGUUGUAUAUAAUAAGAUAGAGCAAAUGUAUAUCUGAGGCCUGGCUUAGAUAAGUUGAUACAAAACUUGUGGUGUAAAUGGUGUAGUUGAAACAGUUCAUUACCAGUACUUUCCAUGAAACUGAUCCACCAUCAUUACAAUUAAAGUUUUACGUUUUUAUGAUUCA
Messenger RNA from Dunckerocampus dactyliophorus (ringed pipefish), 2327 nucleotides. RefSeq names its product tRNA selenocysteine 1-associated protein 1-like. The record is from RefSeq and is a predicted model, not a curated record. The transcript is spliced from 9 exons. Gene Ontology annotation, molecular function: tRNA binding. Gene Ontology annotation, cellular component: nucleus. The coding region runs from base 144 to 1073 and encodes 309 amino acids. NCBI's taxonomy places the organism in Eukaryota, Metazoa, Chordata, Actinopteri, Syngnathiformes, Syngnathidae. Gene Ontology annotation, biological process: selenocysteine incorporation.